AUGAGUAGGGUGGACCUUCUGGAUACCCCGAUUCCUAAUGCAGAGCUUGAACUGUUCAUUGAUGGUAGCAGCUUCAUGAGAGAUGGGAAAAGAUUAAUCAGCUAUGCUGUAACUGCAGAAUAUGACACAGUGGAGGCAGGAUCCCUACCCUCCUCCUACUCAGCCCAAGCAGGAGAGCUCCACGCACUCAACAGAGCUCUCCAGCAUGCUGAAGGGCAAUGUGUUAACAUCUACAUAGACUCCAAGUAUGCCUUUGGGGUAUUACAUGCCUUCAGUCCCCUCUGGAAGGAAAGGGGUUUCCUCACUGCCACCGGGAAACCAAUCGCACAUGAAGACCGGGUCCUGGCCAUCCUAAACAGCAUACUGUUACCCAAGGAAGUUGCAGUCAUCCAUGUGAGGGGUCAUCAGAAACUCACCACCCCAGAGGCUCGCGGAAAUAAUAGGGUAGACAUUGCUGCCAAGGAAGGUGCCCUAUAG
This is a messenger RNA of Heteronotia binoei (common prickly gecko), 477 nucleotides long. Its product is annotated as ribonuclease H-like. Gene Ontology annotation, molecular function: RNA-DNA hybrid ribonuclease activity; nucleic acid binding. The transcript has a single exon. Gene Ontology annotation, biological process: DNA replication, removal of RNA primer. Lineage: Eukaryota; Metazoa; Chordata; Lepidosauria; Squamata; Gekkonidae. The record is from RefSeq and is a predicted model, not a curated record. The coding region runs from base 1 to 477 and encodes 158 amino acids.